AUGUCAUUGUUAUUUGGUGCACCACUGAUUACUGCUUUAGCGCGGUCGAGUUUUACCACACCGUCUGGCCUUUCGAUUCCCGGUAUACUUGCCAGAAUCUUUGAUGAAUUACAAGCCAAAGGUUUGGACGCAGAAGGCAUAUUUCGUAAAUCGGGCUCUAAUGCCAUCGUCAAUCAAUUACAAGCUGAAUUUGAAGCAACCAAAAACCCGUUUUUGGUUAAAUUUCCUGAAACCGUAUCUACACAUUCACUAGCGGGAUUAUUCAAACGUUAUUUACAGCAAUUACCUGAACCCGUAAUUCCAAGGCAAUUUCAACCCGUCUUUUUGGAUAUUUUUGACGAGGAAAAGUGCACAAAGGAAACAUUAAAACGACGCUUAAAAGAAGCAUGUAAAUCACUACCUCAUGAACAUCUUCACUUAUUACAGUUUUUAAUGGGAGUAGCAGAUAUGGUACAACAAAAACAAGGAAAGAAUCAAAUGUCGAUAGAGUCACUUGCUAUUAUCCUGGCACCUACUUGUGUACGUAUUGAUGGUGUAUCUAAACUGAUGCCAUCUUCAUCUACAAACAUGUAUGCUGCGCCCAUCUGUUCCUCGUAUAAUUCACUACCCGUCAUGAGUAAUAAUAAAAGUCAAUUAAUUCGAAAGGCCAGUAAAAUCAUUUGGAAUACACUACGUAAAAAUAAGCAUCAGGAUCGAAUAGCCUAUAAUCCUUCUACUAUACUUUACAAACCAAAUGAUCUACUACAGCUGGAAUUGGUCAAGGAGAGUAAUAUGUGGAUUAAGAUAUUUAAAUUCAUGAUGUCAUAUCCUGAGGUAUUCACCACGCUAACAAAUCCCAUCAAAAAAUACCAACAUCGACCAGUUGAAACAGUAAAACACUAA
This is a messenger RNA of Mucor mucedo, 882 nucleotides long. Its product is annotated as Rho GTPase activation protein. Bases 1 to 882 code for a protein of 293 amino acids. Lineage: Eukaryota; Fungi; Mucoromycota; Mucoromycetes; Mucorales; Mucoraceae. The record is from RefSeq and is a predicted model, not a curated record. The transcript has 3 exons. Gene Ontology annotation, cellular component: cytoplasm. Gene Ontology annotation, biological process: regulation of GTPase activity; signal transduction.